GGAGGCGGACAGACAGCUCGCUGCUUGUGGCAAGCGCAAGUCCAAAUCCUACCAGCUACCUCCCUCCAAAGAGAGAGGGGAGAGACCAGAGCAGCUCGGUGCGGCUUGUUCCUUCGGACGGCAAGAAUUAGAUGUUUCCUUUCGCCCCUUAUUUUCCCUCUGGGGGGCAUGGGCGAGUGCACCCCGCGGUCAAAACACCCCCGCAGCUGUGCCGAGGCCCCGCGCUGACGGUUUGACCUCCUCAGGGUUGACGUUUCGAAAAUAUCCUCUCGGUGUGUCCGAAUCCCCCCCCCCGAGGGUGUCAGCGCCGCCUGGCACCGACCUGACCUGACCUGACCUGAAUCAUCGUCUCCCCUUUCCAUGUCGCCAUGGCGUCCGUGGGCGCAGAGAAAAGCUCCAUCAAGAAGAAAAGUGAGAAGAAAUUCGCAGCCCGGGAGGAGGCCAAGCUCCUGGCAACUUUCAUGGGGGUCAUGAACAACAUGCGAAAGCAGAAGCUUUUGUGUGAUGUCCUUCUGGUGGUAUCGGAUCGAAAAAUUCCAGCACAUCGAGUAGUGCUUGCAGCUGCCAGCCACUUUUUCAAUCUAAUGUUUACCACAAAUAUGCUUGAAUCAAAAUCUUAUGAAGUGGAACUCAAAGAUGCUGAACCUGACAUAAUUGAACUGUUGGUCGAGUUUGCAUAUACUGCAAGGAUCUCUGUUAACAGCAAUAAUGUUCAAUCUCUCUUGGAUGCAGCAAACCAGUAUCAGAUUGAACCAGUGAAGAAAAUGUGUGUUGAAUUCCUCAAAGAGCAAAUUGAUGCUUCAAAUUGUCUUGGAAUAAGUGUGUUGGCAGAAUGCCUUGACUGUCCAGAGCUCAAGACUUCAGCAGAUGCAUUCAUUCAUCAGCAUUUCACUGAAGUUUACAAAACUGAUGAAUUUUUACAACUUGAUGUUAAAAGAGUAACUCAUCUGCUGAAACAAGAUGCACUGACAGUUAGAGCAGAAGACCAGGUUUAUGAUGCAGCAGUCAGGUGGUUAAAAUAUGAUGAACUCAAUCGGCAGCAGUACAUGGUUGAUAUUCUGGCUAAAGUCAGGUUUCCAUUAAUCUCUAAGAAUUUCUUGAGUAAAACUGUCCAAGCAGAAUCACUCAUACAGGAUAAUCCAGAGUGUCUUAAAAUGGUUAUUAGUGGUAUGCGCUAUCAUCUUCUGUCUCCAGAGGACAGAGAAGAGUUGGGAGAAAGUACACGACCACGACAAAAGAAACAUGAUUAUCGUAUCGCAUUGUUCGGUGGAUCUCAGCCACAAUCCUGUCGAUACUUUAAUCCUAAGGAUUAUACUUGGAUGGAUAUUCGUUGUCCAUUUGAGAAACGUCGAGAUGCAGCGUGUGUCUUCUGGGACAAUGUUGUGUACAUAUUAGGUGGUUCCCAGCUUUUCCCCAUCAAACGGAUGGACUGCUACAAUGUGGUUAAGGAUAGCUGGUAUUCUAAGCUUGGUCCUCCAACACCUCGAGAUAGUCUUGCAGCAUGUGCUGCAGAAGGCAAGAUUUACACAUCUGGUGGCUCUGAAGUAGGAAACUCUGCCUUGUAUCUGUUUGAGUGCUAUGAUACCAGAACAGAAAAUUGGCAUACCAAACCCAGUAUGUUGACACCCCGGUGCAGCCAUGGUAUGGUGGAGGCUAAAGGACUCAUCUACGUUUGUGGGGGAAGUUUAGGCAACAAUGUAUCUGGAAGAGUUCUAAAUUCCUGUGAAGUAUACAAUCCAGCAACUGAAUCGUGGACAGAACUUGCUGCUAUGCUGGAGGCUAGGAAGAACCAUGGAUUAGUUUUUGUAAAUGAUAGAAUCUAUGCUGUUGGAGGACAAAACGGACUCGGUGGUCUGGAUUCCAUAGAAUAUUAUGAUAUUAAAAUGAAUGAUUGGAAAAUGGUGUCAACAAUGCCCUGGAAAGGUGUAACAGUUAAAUGUGCGGCAGUAGGCCCCACAAUCUAUGUCUUGGCUGGUUUCCAAGGUGUAGGCCGCUUGGGUCACAUUUUGGAGUAUAACACUGAGACUGACAAAUGGACAACUAAUUCUAAGGUCCGUGCUUUCCCUGUAACCAGUUGUCUUAUCUGUGUUGUGGACACUUGCGGUGCAAAUGAAGAAAAAGUUGAAACUUGAAGUAAUUGAAGCUGCAGAAUAAUGUAUGUUCUGUCCAUUUUGUGCUGACUUAAACUGGUAUUUCAAGAGCUUUCUAACUCCAAAGCCCUUUGAGAUGUCUUGGAGAUGAUGAUAUUUGGAAUUAUUUUGACAGUUAUUUAAAAAAAAGGCUGCAUUACCGAAUUUUUGUUUCAGAAAUUGUUGGGAGUAUUUGGAUAUUUCUGGGACUUGCUAUAGAAAGAAAUUUUGUAUCUUAUUUUUAAUUUUAACAAAUGUAGAAAUUACUGUUGUCGGUAUGAUUAAAGAAAUAAGGUGUUUUUCAGACAUCAAAUCAUAGAAUGUAACAGCACAGGAACAGGCCAUUUAGCCUAUCAAGUCUGCAAGAGUGCUUUUCUCCAUACAAGUCACCAAGCUAAUCUGUAGCAGUUCAUUUCCAUUUACUACUUUUUGUUUUAGCAAAUUAUCAUCUUCCUUUUGCACAGCAUUUAUAGAAAAUGUUUCAAUAACAUUCUUCAGGACACUAUUCAAAAGUAGCUAUGAACUUAUUUAAAUGGGUUAACAUCUCUGCUAAAAUGGCACAAAGGAAUGGUAUAUAAGACAGUCGUACUAGAAACUGGAAACAAUAAAAGUGAUAAAAUGCAGAUGCACGAGGUUUGAAAUUAAAACAAAUGCUACAUAAACUCAGCAGCAUCUGUGGUGAGAGAAUCAACGUUAAUGUUUUGAAUCCAAUGAUUCCUCUUCUGAACUGGAAGAAUCUCUCCACAGAUCCUGUCAGACCUGCUGAGUAUCUCCAGCACAUUAUUGUUGCCAAUUAGAAAAACAAUUUUAAUGUUAUAGUCUCCUCUAGAUAAACGAGGAUUUUCUAUUGACAUUUUGAAAAAAACUGUUCAAAAUGUGCAUAUUGAAUGUUGACAGUUAUUUUGUAUGGUGAGAAUGUACAUUGUAACCAGACUGUACAAGUGUUAAUUUUAGUUAUGUACUGAAAAGGAGAACGUGGCGCUCUCAUAUAGAAAAAGUAUAUAGAGAGCUGUGUACCAAAUCUGUACAUGAUUGUUGUCACAUAUAUUGAGAUACAGUUAAAAAUGUUGUUUUGGGAGGUACCUUGAAAAGUCUGAUAACAGUGGGGAAGAAACUAUUCUCAAAUCUCUUUGUAUGUAUUCAAACGUUUACAUCAUCUGCCCAACAGAAGAGGGUGGAAGAGACUAUAACUGGGGUGGGAGGGGUCUUUGAGUAUGUUGGCUGCUUUCCCGAGGCAGUGGGAAGUAUAGAUUGAGUCAAUGGAUGGAAGGCUAGUUUGCAUGAUGGGCUGUGUUCACAACUCUGUAGUUUCUUGUGGUCUUGGGAAGAGCAGUUGUCAUACCAUGCUGUGAUGCUUCUAGAUAGGAUAUGAUAAAUAUUGAAGCUAUCUAAGUGUCAUAUCCACAAUUGGCAUAAUUUUGAUUGUGUGAAAGGUGAGGAUCUAAGUUGAAUUUAUAAUCUUUAAUAUUUUUUCAAUUUGUAUUAAUUUUCGUAAAUCCUAGAAGAGACUGUCAUACAGUCCUGUGAUGUUGUAUUCAGUUGUCUUUUGUAGCACUGUCAUUCCUACCAUUCUCAUUCAAUGUACUUAAUGCAUUAUGGUUCAUUUACAUGGUUUACAUUUGUCUGCUUAACUGAAAAGUAGUAGUAAUUCAUUGCCCAUUCCAUGAGAUUUGGUUUCAAAAUCCAGUGAAAAGUCAUGAAAGUCCCCUCUUUAUCUGCCACAAAUAUUAACUGACCUGAGCUUGGGUGAUUUUUGAAUCCCAAACUUUGUGUACAAUUUUAAGAUGUAUAGAGGCAUUCAGUCUGUACAUCAACCUAAAAUGCUUAUUUAAUUGAGAUAGCAAAAUUUUCAUUUUCACUGCAUUAUCUUUAUUGAAUCCCAAUGGCAUUUUUAGAAAGUCUGUCAUUUAAGUGUAACUAAGUUGCAUUACUUAAUAUUUUUAAUUUAAGAAACUCACUAAUACUGAUAUUCUGCCAUUAUAAUUCACUAAAUACAUUUUUCAGCCUUUAAAACUGAAUUGAAUAAUAUUUCUGCAGCCUCAGUAUGGAUGCUUGUUUGUGUAUGGGUAUCCCAUAGCCUAAUCCCCACCAGUAGCGAGUGGACUAGUGCCUUUCAAUCUAACCUGGCCUCAGACCUCAUCUGAAAUAUAUUAUAAAGUUUUGGGCACAGACUCUCAGGAAAUAUAAAUUGGCUUUGGAGUGGGUACAGCACAGAUUCGCCAGAAUAUUAGAGUUGAAAUGGUUAAUUUAUUAAGAUAGAUUGAUCUAAGUUUGUUUUAAAAUGAUAGUGGGAAAUUGCAGAACAAAGGUGCUUUUAAAUUAGUGAUUUAUUUAAGAGAUUAAAUCAGAAAGCAGUUUUCUACACAAGUAGUAGAAAUUUAAAUUAUUAUUCUCCCAAGAUAUUGGGCAUGCUGUAUAAAUUAAAUAUCUCAAGAAUAUCAAUAAAAUUUUACUAGGCAGAUGUUUAAGGACUGGAACAACGACAAGAAAAUGGAAUUGAGGUAUAGAUCAGACAUGAUGUAAUAGAAUGGUAAACUAGCAUCAAGUGGCUGAAUGGCAUUAAUAGAGUACUCUUCUGCUGAAUGAGACUUUUUUUAAACAGAAUUAUUCUCUGAUUUUUCUUGAUGUUAGUAAAAUGCGUUUUUAGUAUGUAAGAACUGUUUAAACUAACAUCUUGUAUUUCAGUGCCAAGCAUAUCUUGCCCUAUUUACACCACCAAGUACUUAGAUCCUAAGUUAUCUUUUAGUUUCAGCACUUGAAGAAGAACAAGCAAUGGAAAGUAAAUGCCAAUUCCUAAAGCUAUUUAGGAAUAAUAGCAAUAUACUUAGUCUCAAAUGAUUAGGGAGAUUAUUCCUUAGGAGAUGUUAGUAUUUAUAAUUCCAUUUUUCUCCCUUUCAAGUCUUCUCUCGCAUAUAGUUAUGUGAACUAUGGCAUUCAAUACCAACACUGUACAACAUUAGCUCAAUUUAAAUGGUUUAAAGAUAUUCAGUAUGUGAAAAUCAGAAAUAUACACUUAUACAAAAGCAAUGCUUUACAGAAUCUGGAUGUAAUAGUAAUAAAGCUAGAAUGCAGCAGGACAGACAGCAUGUUUUGGAGAGAGGUUAUUUCUCAUCAGUCCUUCAAAUAUUUUCUCUUAAAUUUACUUCUUUGGUCUCAUGUUCAGCUAAUUAGCUGUUGUCAAGCAGAUUCAGUUCUCUCUGAAAUGUGAAUUGAUUUUCUGUCUCAUUUAACCAGUUUAUGGGGGAAAAAAAAUCAGGUGAGUUCCUGAUGAUGAGGAAUUUUUGUAGAAAAUCUGAAUCUGAUAGUCACAUAACUUGUUAAACAUAUAUUCAUUAAAAACUCUGAAUGUUGUCUAAACAUUGAUUUAGAAUCGAUCCAAGUGAUUACUCCAUAUUAAAGACAGGUUAUUCAAUUGUGCCUCUGGAUUUGAAGAAUAUGUCUUCCAAAGUUCUAAAUGCUUUACCUCAGAAGAAAUUCUAGAACAAACUAUAAAAUGUUUACUUUUAGCCUAUUGUAGCUUCAGUUCAAUUGAGUUUUUAUCCUGUGGUUUACCAUUGUCCAUUGUGUUUUGUAUCAUUCAUUACAGUCCUGCAACAUUUUGUCAGGUAAUUAGCAGGACAGUCUGUUGCUUUGGAUUAGGACACUAGGAGUUUUGGCAUAGGUUUUGGGUAGCUUCAUAUAAUUGAUUUUUCCACUAGCCUAUUCCAAGUGCCUUGCAAAGAUGCAUGGCUAAGAUUGGAGCAUGCCCUAUAGAUAUCAAAUAUGGACCUGUACUUUACAUUCAGUAUUUUAAAAAAAAAAGGCAAGAAAGUUUUUUUUUAUUUUGCUUUUAAAGAAAGUAUUUUAAUUUUGUGUAAUCGGGACAUUUUGUUCCAUAAGGUGAUGUUUUUGUUGCAGUCACAAUAUUGGCAUUUGUAUGGGCAUUAGUAUGAAUUGAUUAUGGUAUAUAGGUCAACCUUUGAAACCUCAAAAAACUCCUUCCAAAAGUCGAGGUCACCUUAUAUGCCAGGUAUAAAUGUUUGGAUUCUUCACUGAAAACUAUCUUCGUUUUUCAUUUAUUUUGCUGGAGGACCCAGUUUGGUUCGUCAUUUGUAGUCUACUCUCUGAGAGUGUGUUUUAAAUGCCCACACACUGACUCUUGGUAACAUGGUCCAUGCACUCACUUUUGAGGUGAGUAAGUAUGCAUUAUUGAAGGGAAAAUUGCAAGUACAGUACUUUGGAGAAAAGGGGAUUGACCUGUACACAGAGCAUAUGCCUAAAAAUGACCACAAGGUUGUUCCAUAUGCCAUGUCCUAUGAUACCUUAAAGGAAAGUUGAGGUCAUGUGUGUAUCAGUUCUCUAUAUUGGAAAUACCUGAUUAAUUUGAUCUAAUUUACUUGAGGCAAAUUUAUGGUUCAUUCUCAAUCACAAUAGUAAUUUAUCAACUAGAAGUUAGUUAGUUUCUAAUGUUAAAAUGUUCCUUUGGUACAGUGCACCUUAAUUAAAAU
Messenger RNA from Hemiscyllium ocellatum (epaulette shark), 6616 nucleotides. It is a transcript of the gene klhl7, whose product is annotated as kelch-like family member 7. Gene Ontology annotation, molecular function: protein binding. Lineage: Eukaryota; Metazoa; Chordata; Chondrichthyes; Orectolobiformes; Hemiscylliidae. The coding region runs from base 369 to 2132 and encodes 587 amino acids. Gene Ontology annotation, biological process: protein ubiquitination. The record is from RefSeq and is a predicted model, not a curated record. Gene Ontology annotation, cellular component: Cul3-RING ubiquitin ligase complex. The transcript has 11 exons.